CGCGCGCUCCGCCCGACCCGAGGUGCCCGCGCUCGUCCCGCCCAGGCCGCGCCCAGCUGGAAUGCAGAGAUCGCCGCCCGGCUACGGCGCACAGGACGACCCGCCCGCCCGCCGCGACUGUGCAUGGGCCCCGGGACCCGCGGCCGCCGCUGAGCCGCGCGGCCUCCCCGCCGCCGCCGCCGCCGCCCCCGCCGCGCCCGCCUCGCCGCCCAGCCCGCCGCGCAGCCCGCCGCGCAGCCCCGACCCGGGGCGCUAUGGCCUCAGCCCGGCCGGCCGCGGGGAGCGCCCGGCGGCCGACGAGUCGCGCAUCCGGCGGCCCAUGAACGCCUUCAUGGUGUGGGCCAAGGACGAGCGCAAGCGGCUGGCGCAGCAGAACCCGGACCUGCACAACGCGGUGCUCAGCAAGAUGCUGGGCAAGGCGUGGAAGGAGCUGACGCCGGCCGAGAAGCGGCCCUUCGUGGACGAGGCGGAGCGGCUCCGCGUGCAGCACCUGCGCGACCACCCCAACUACAAGUACCGGCCGCGCCGCAAGAAGCAGGCGCGCAAGGCCCGGCGGCUGGAGCCCGGCCUCCUGCUCCCGGGCCUGGCGCCCCCGCCGCCGCCGCCAGAGCCCUUCCCCGCGGCGCCGGGCCCGGCGCGAGCCUUCCGGGAGCUGCCCCCGCUGGGCGCCGAGCUCGACGGGCUGGGGCUGCCGACGCCCGAGCGCUCGCCGCUGGACGGCCUGGAGCCCGGCGAGGCCGCCUUCUUCCCCGCGCCUGAGGACUGCGCGCUGCGAGCCUUCCGGGCGCCCUACGGCCCGGCCGAGCUGCCCCGGGACCCCGGCGCCGCCUACGGUGCGCCCCUGGCCGAGGCGCUCAGGACCGGCCUGUACUACGGCCCCGGCCCCUUCCCCGGGCCGCUGUCACCACCCCCCGAGGCGCCCCCGGCCGAGGGCGACACGCUGGGGCCCGCGGCCGACCUGUGGGCCGACGUGGACCUCACCGAGUUCGACCAGUACCUCAACUGCAGCCGGACCCGGCCCGACGGCGCGGGGCUCCCGUACCACGUGGCGCUGGCCAAGCUGGGCCCGCGGGCCAUGUCCUGCCCCGAGGAGAGCAGCCUGAUUGCCGCGCUGUCCGACGCCAGCAGCGCCGUCUACUACAGCGCCUGCAUCUCGGGCUAGGCCCCCGGCCUCGGACCUGCCGGCCGCCCGCCGCCCUUCCGGGUCGAAGCGCCCCGUUCUCUUCCUGCAGUGUAUUUUCUAGAACCGGGCUGUAUUUUUUACUUUGCCUUUUUUAUAUGCGUAAUACAACAUAUUUAAUUUUUGAUUAAACUUUGAAACUUCUUCCAAGGGGUGCCGGUGACCGAGAGCACCGAUGUCCAAGGCUGUUUGAGUAUGAAGAGUAGCAGUGUUUGCUUUAAAGGAGGAGCAGGAGCUGGGUCGCCCCCGGGGCCAGGCGAGGCCACAAUAAAGUGACUCGCUCUUUCCUCUGAA
This is a messenger RNA of Canis lupus familiaris (dog), 1474 nucleotides long. It is a transcript of the gene SOX18, whose product is annotated as SRY-box transcription factor 18. The transcript has 2 exons. Gene Ontology annotation, molecular function: RNA polymerase II cis-regulatory region sequence-specific DNA binding; DNA-binding transcription factor activity, RNA polymerase II-specific. Lineage: Eukaryota; Metazoa; Chordata; Mammalia; Carnivora; Canidae. The record is from RefSeq and is a predicted model, not a curated record. Gene Ontology annotation, biological process: lymphangiogenesis; angiogenesis; positive regulation of transcription by RNA polymerase II. Bases 62 to 1162 code for a protein of 366 amino acids.